AAGAAAGAAGGAUAGAGUUUUCCUUCACUUCACCCAGAGAGUGAAGGAAACACCUUGCUCCCAGCUUCAUUGAGUAUCGCGACUCGCGAGUACGGUCACCUGACGAUUCUUUUGAGAAAGAAACGAAGGGAUCUGGUACUGUGUUCUUACAUCUGAGUCAUCUCGGAUUCUAAUCCUUUCGACGCCUUCGGCCCUUCCGCUUCUAUCUGGAACACCUCCUUAGCAGUUAGCACUGAUCGUCUCCAAUUCGGCCAUUUCUGGCCCAAGCACGAAUCUUUCAUGGAAGUUGGGAAGAAGAGUGGAAAUUACACAUCCUCAUGUUCUUGCGAUCCAGUUUCCUGUUAUUUAACUUCAUUUCCCAUCGUUCUCUUUCAAGGCCACAUCUUUUCUUCUCAUCUUCCACCCGAAAGACCACAAGGCUAACUAAACAAGAAUGUUUACUUUACCUCCUAAACUGCAAAUCCAUGAAAGAUUUGAAACAAAUACAGUCCCAGAUGUUCAGAGCUGGGUUUCAUCAGAACAGAGAUGCACUCAACAAGCUCAUGGUCUUCUGUACGGACCUAGAUUCCGGGAAUUUACAAUACGCAGAGAGAAUUUUCAAUUACAUUCUAGAACCAAGUCUCUUCUUAUACAAUUUGAUUAUCAAAGCAUUUGCAAAGAAGGGUAAUUUCAAGAAAGCUGUUUUACUCUUCGCUGGAUUGAGGGAAAAUGGUUUGUCCCCCGAUAAUUUUACUUACCCAUUUGUUCUUAAGGCAAUCGGAUGUUUGCGGGAGUUCAUCGAGGGAAGGAAAGUUCAUGGUUUUAUCGUUAAAACUGGGCUUGAGUUCGAUUCUUUUGUGAGGAACUCGCUCAUGGAUAUGUACUCUGAAUUGGGUUAUACUGAAACAUUGCAGCAGUUGUUUGAAGAAAUGACUGAGAGAGAUGUUGUUACUUGGAAUGUUUUGAUUUCAGGGUAUGUUAGGAGUGGGAGAUUUGAGAAUGCACUUUUUCUUUUCAGAAGGAUGAACUGGGAGGCUAGCGACCGACCUGAUGAAGCUACUGUAGUGAGCACUCUCUCAGCUUGUGUUGCUUUGGGAUACCUGGAACUAGGUAAGGAGAUCCAUGGUUAUAUUUGCAAGGAGCUUGAAUUCUCAACUAUAAUUGGUAACGCAUUGGUAGACAUGUACUCUAAGUGCGGUAGUUUAAGUCUGGCACGUAGGAUCUUUGAUGAAAUGCCAAUUACAAAUGUGAUUACAUGGACGAGUAUGGUGUCUGGUUAUGUGAAUUGUGGUCAGCUGGAUGAUGCCAGGGAUCUGUUUGAGAGGGUUCCAACAAGGGAUGUUGUUCUUUGGACAGCUAUGAUGAAUGGGUAUGUGCAGUUUAAUCAUUUUGAUGAAGCUUUAGCUCUGUUUCGGGAGAUGCAAAUUAAGAGAGUCAAACCAGAUAGAUUUACUCUGGUUGCACUCCUUACGGGUUGUGCUCAGUCGGGAGCCUUAGAACAAGGGAAGUGGAUUCAUGGACACAUUGAGGAAAACAUGAUCAGAAUAGAUGCUGUUCUUGGUACUGCUCUUAUUGACAUGUAUGCAAAAUGUGGAUGCAUAGAGAAAUCACUGGAGAUUUUCGAGAGCGUAAAAGAGAGAGAUAAUGCCUCAUGGACUGCAAUCAUCUGUGGGCUUGCUAUGAAUGGCUUGACCAGCAAAGCACUAGAACUAUUCUCCGAAAUGAAAUCUGCCAGUGCCAAACCAGAUGCUAUCACCUUCAUUGGAGUUUUAAGUGCUUGUGGUCAUGGGGGAUUGGUGGAGGAAGGUCGUUGCUAUUUUGAUUCCAUGAGGAAGGAACACCAAAUGGAACCAAAAACUGAACACUAUGGAUGUAUGGUUGACUUAUUUGGCCGUGCUGGUCUGCUGGAUGAAGCUGAGAAGCUUAUAGAAACAAUCCCAAAUGAUAAAUUGGAGAUUACAGUACCUCUCUGGGGUGCUUUGCUUAGUGCCUGCAGAAUCCAUGGAAAAGUUGGGAUGGGUGAGCGUGUGGCCAAACGCCUUGUUGGAGUUGAAUCUAGCAAUUCCGGUGUUCAUACCCUUCUUGCCAACAUGUAUGCAGCAGCUGACAGAUGGGAAGAUGUGACUAAGGUGAGAAGAAAGAUGAAGGAACUUGGAGUCAAGAAGGUCCCCGGGUGUAGUUCAAUUGAGGUAAAUGGCAUUGUCCACGAGUUUCUAGUUGGAGAUAAAUCACAUCCAGAGAUGAGGGAAAUCUAUUCUAUGUUGACUGACUUGGCCAAGCCAUUAUCAGGCUUGGAGGAAAAUGUUAUAGAAAGGGAAAACAUGAUUCCAGUGACAUAGUGCUUGAAGGAUUAUUUGGGUUUAGAACUGAAAAUAUAAGAAGAAUUUCCCUCAAGGACCAAAUGAGAAUGUUGCCGGGAUAACCUUUUUAUGGUGUCUGACUAACUGCCUAAGCAAGUGUGCAUCUAGGUUCUGAUUUUUCAACAGUGAAUUAAAGACCGAGUUUCUUUCUUCAGCAGUGUUCAUUAAGCAAUGUGAUGGUCAUUCAGGUGCAUCAGUCGGCAAUUCAAAAUUUAGGAAGUUGAAAGUCAGAAGAAAAUAUCUUGAGCUUCAUUGGAUUUUUUUGGUGCAGUGGUAAAGUAUUUUUAUCGAUGUCUAAUUUCGCCCGAAUCGUGGGGAUCUGAAAUUUUUUAUUUGUUCAUUCAAGGUGUUUGAAUAAGAAAAUUAUGCACAAUUUUCUUUUGACCCAAGUUCUAUACAGUUAUAAGAAGAGGAGGAGGCUUAAUACAGAUUGUGCUUUUCCUGAACCAUGAUUUAUAUUUAUACUGGCUAGAUAAUAGCCAAAUGGUUAAAGCAGCAAAGGGAUACAAGUGAAGGUUAUCUUCCAUCAGACUCCCAAGUUAUAGACUGUUUGGUGGGGACAAAUAUAAAGUACCAAUGGUGAAGAGAUGACAAUGCAGAUAGGGGAGAGAUGAAAUUUAGCCAUGGCCUUGCAACAUGCAGGGUUUGAUGUAAAUUUGGUUUUGGAAGACCAAGCCUUCUUAGUCGAGACUCGAACCGGGCAUCUGCCCCGGCAGUCUGAACCUUUUACCAUUGAUUGCUUUUCUCUCUAUUUUAUCCUUAAAAUUGAUUCUUCUUUUUUCCCACUUUCAUGUAAAAUUGAGAUCUCUAUAUUCCAGCCUUUGUUCGAUCCUAUUACAAAUACUAAACCGUCUUGAG
This is a messenger RNA of Macadamia integrifolia, 3197 nucleotides long. Its product is annotated as pentatricopeptide repeat-containing protein At1g31430-like. The transcript has a single exon. The record is from RefSeq and is a predicted model, not a curated record. NCBI's taxonomy places the organism in Eukaryota, Viridiplantae, Streptophyta, Magnoliopsida, Proteales, Proteaceae. Gene Ontology annotation, molecular function: protein binding; RNA binding. Gene Ontology annotation, biological process: RNA modification. Bases 318 to 2318 code for a protein of 666 amino acids.